GUUGAGACUUAUUGUUUCAAUCUGAAAAGGAGCUAAUAGUCGACCAUCGCAACUCGGGAUCUGAAAUCCACGGGGUGCCCCGGGGCCAGGUCGUACAAUGGCACCCUCACUCCCUCCCCGCAGUGCGUCUUCCUGCCUCAAUCUGCGACCAACGACUCGCGCUGGGGGGAGCGCAUCUGCGCCGGUGAAUCGACCAUCCAGGGCACUUUGAAUGGCCACCGAUCAAGGAGGGAGAGUUUGUGAGAAGUUCACCUGAAAGCUCUUGGUGUUUUGUGUGUGUGUGACUUAUCCAUGGUGUUUGUUUUCAAAGUGUGAUGUGGAAAGAGCAAUAAAAUAAAAAUAAAUAUCCAGUCUAAACAUAGUAAAGUCUAUAUAAUGCAAAAUAACUAAAAUAACUUACAUUACUAAAUUUCCAAGUUAGAUAUAUAUUAACAUCUGGUAAAUAUACAUAAUAUGUACAAAUAUGCACACAUAUGUGCCUAUAAAAGCAUAAUAUCACUGUACAUGUCAUUAAAAAUGUGCCACUUACUAAAUAGUGUAAGACAGAAAAAUGCGCAUAAAGGAGGCGGAAAUGUAACAAUACAUGCAGUUUGUCCCCCCAUAAAGUCCUUGAAUUAGCUUUUAUGUGAAACUUAGGUGAUAUAAUAAUCCUGAUCACUGUGAUCCCUAAUUUAUGAGCAGCAGAACAAACAUUCUUUGUUCCCCAUUCAUUUAUUCAGUCACUAGUUUACUCCGAUUUAUUCACAAUUGCAGUGUCACUAUUUUAUUUAUUUAUUUAAACGUACGUGGUUAAAUGGAUUGGAUUUUAAUAUGAAAGCCAUGUCUUUACAGAUAAAUCAUUUUAAUUCAUGUAUGGGCUGAGUUUAUAGUGUUGCCAUGUAGUCCCUGUUUAGCAAUGUAAAUAUGCGUUUCCCUGAGUUUUAAUGUUGCAAUUCCACAUACAGAGAGCAACAGUGGGCCCGGAGUUUCUGUGAAAACACGCCCACCGCUUGGGUGAGAAUCAAGGUCAUUCACAAACUCACCGUCAGCUGUGCGCAAUUGUCUGCGCCAGCCAAUGAGAGGAGAGAUGCGGCGCUCCGUAACACCCGCAGCUGUGAUUAGGAAAACCUGUGGAGGCCUGGCUGGAGACGAGCGUGUGAGUUUGAAGGUGAAGUGAGUGGAAGGCGUCGUGCGAGGCAGGAUUUCAUGGAGUAGGCCGCUGGCGUGUUGGUGUUUAUGUUAUGCACCAAAACGACAAGGCCUUUGCGGAACUUUCCCUCAAACGGACUUAAACUCAAACACUGGAGAACUUUUUUUUUAUCCCUCUUUGGUUCGUGCGUAAACCUGGAAACGUAUGAGUAGCUUUAAAACCACUUUGACUUUUUAAAAAUAACUUUCAGUGUGAGACGCGUGCCAGAUUGAAUAGGGUUGUUAAAUCGUUUGGAAGAUGUCUGAGAGGUCGCAGAGUCCGGAGUACCAAAGCAGGCCGUAUGACUUCAGCCGCUCCAACACUUGCGCCCAGCUUCUGGGUCAAGACGUUCUGGGCAACGCUGCGUCAUUCCAACUUUCCCACAGCGUUCUGUCGGACCCGAGCAUCCUCUACAACAAAGCCGCGUAUGGUGCCAUCACAUCGGCCUCCGCGCAGACUAUUUUCCCGUUCCCAGCCAUGACCAGUGACUACAGGGGAUCUGACUUGCAGGCAGGAGAUUUUGGGCAACCAAAGCACUGGUAUGCCUUCGCCGCACCCGAGUACACUGGCCAGGUACCCGGCGUGACGGCAGUGACCCAGCCCACAAACCUCAGCCCCCCUAUAGCCGAGACCCGGGAGCAAAUCAAACACCCCGAAAUUAAGACGGAGAAGGACACCGGGGAUGACUACUCAACGGAGAUAAAGGCUCAACACUACCCGACCCCGCCAACCUCCGCCGCGAUGCCCCACGGAGUCUUCUACCCCGCGGCGUGGAACCCGUCCUUCUGGCCUGGGAUCGCGCACAUCACCCCGCCUGGCAGCAAUAACCCAAACCCCUCAACGUCUUCCGCAUCCUCCCCGUCUAUGUCCCCGUCGCCCCCGAGCAACGGUCUACCAGGAAACGCGUUUUUCAGCGUGAGCGCUACUCAGGCGGCCCCGGGGCCCCAAGCGCCGAACGUGGCCUCCUCCACGCGCAGCAGCGGCUCCUCCAGCGGCGGGUGCAGCGACUCUGAGGAGGAGAACCUGUCCACAGAGGAACUGGAGCAGUUUGCUAAGGAACUGAAACACAAGCGCAUCACGUUGGGUUUCACUCAAGCUGAUGUUGGCCUUGCCCUGGGGAACCUUUAUGGCAAGAUGUUCAGCCAGACAACGAUUUGCCGCUUCGAGGCUCUACAACUCAGCUUUAAGAACAUGUGCAAGCUCAAACCUCUUCUGCAGAGAUGGCUGAAUGAAGCCGAGACCUCGGAGAAUCCCCAGGAUAUGUACAAGAUCGAGAGAGUAUUUGUUGACACCAGAAAGAGGAAGCGGAGGACCAGCCUAGAGGGCGCCGUGCGCUCUGCUCUGGAGUCUUACUUUAUCAAGUGUCCCAAACCCAACACCCAGGAGAUCACACAGAUUUCAGAUGACUUGGGCUUGGAGAGAGACGUGGUACGUGUUUGGUUCUGCAACCGAAGACAGAAAGGAAAGCGACUGGCUUUGCCGCUGGAUGAAGAGUGCGAGUAUUACGAGCAAAGCCCGUCCCCACUGAACAUGGUCCCAUCCCCCAUUCCCAGCCAGAGCUACCCUGUUUCCUCCUACCCUGGAGCCCCUCCUCCCCCACUGUACAUGCCCCAACUUCACCGGCCUGACGUCCUGAAACAAGCCCUUCACCCAGGACUUGUUAGUCACAUGACAGGAUAAACAUGUUCAAAGUCCUGGCCAAAUCCACAGACUACCCCCCCAAACUCCUCUUUCAGCCCCAACUCAAGAUGAAGACGGAGGUCUCUUGUUGACAGGAGUCACAUCAUCCCAACGGGGACCUGAAACUCCACAUCAAAGUGAUUUGACUUCAACAUUUUUGGACUUCUUGUUAAAUGUGCCUCUUUUUUUGGAUUAAGCAGAUUAAAUUAUUCCAUAGGCUUUAAUAGUUGCGUUUUCUUCUUACCCUAUAGUCCAGUUCCAGAGUGACGAUGUAAAUACCGGCAGGGCUAAAGAACCAGGGUUAUCUCCUCCACUUAAACUAAAUCCUAGGUUUUCUGUGGUGUAGAUGAAGUGUGAAUCUGGGUUAAUGGGGGAUUUUUAAAAAAAUAAGUGAGUGGUUCUUUUUAAAUGCAAAAUUCCUCUCUAUAGUAUGAAAAUGUUGUCCAUCUGUAAAAAGCAGCUAGAUUAUUGGUCUAAAAUAUCUUCCAUUGAAAUGGAAAACAUAGAAUCUUUUUAUGGUGAAUUUUUCCUUGAAUUUUGCACAAAGUGGCUUUUGUAAUGUUGAAUAUUUUCUUCUUUCUCUUUUUUUCCGUGUUUGUGUAUCAAACCCAAAUUUUUCCUGACCAAACAUAUGUAGGAGCAAUCAGUGAUGUUAGGUGUACCAAACUGAAUCAAAAGCAACAUUAAGGGAGUGUGAAGAAAGUUUUCUUGGUGUCUUAGCUGCUAAAUCUGCCAUUUGCACACGGUCAGUGUAUUUUUUUUCUCAGUGUCUCUUGUGACUGGCGGCGAGAAACGUCUGGCCAGACUUUGAUCGGCUGUUCUCAAGGUGAUAAAAUGUGUCCGUGUACCAGAUUGUGUAAAGAUGUUCUAUGUUGUCGGAAUAACUAAAUCAAAUGUUCACUGAAAGUUGCUUUCUAGUCAAUGAGACUUUUUUUCAGAAAUGGACAUUAAAUGUCUCGAUACCUCA
Molecule: messenger RNA, 3815 nt
Organism: Solea senegalensis (Senegalese sole)
Lineage: Eukaryota; Metazoa; Chordata; Actinopteri; Pleuronectiformes; Soleidae
Gene: pou5f3
Product: POU domain, class 5, transcription factor 3
Exons: 5
Coding region: 1427-2848 (473 amino acids)
Biological process (GO): regulation of transcription by RNA polymerase II
Molecular function (GO): DNA-binding transcription factor activity, RNA polymerase II-specific; RNA polymerase II cis-regulatory region sequence-specific DNA binding
Source: RefSeq, a predicted model, not a curated record